AUGGCGCGAGGAAGCAGCAGCUCGAGCUCUCGAGCGCCGCCACGGUUUCAGCUCGGCUGGUACCGCCUCAUUCCCUUUUUCGGCUUCCACCAUGUGCUGAUGCUUCUGGUCGCCGUGGUGAUCAUUCUACUAUCACUGCUGCUGGCGGGCUGCUCGUCGUCGUCGCCGCUGAUUCCGGACGUUUUCCUGCUCUCGCUGUACUAUCAACGGUAUCAGGCCGUUCCCGACACGGCACAGGUUGACUACAAUGUCGCCACUGCCAUUGCCAACAUUGCCGGCAGUGCCAGUCUCCAGGCCCGUGUCGGGUACUUUGGCAUCUGUGUCAAUCCCGAUGGCGGCUCGUGGCUUUGCAGCAACAAUGCCACCGCGCUGGCCAAGGAGGUGUCUGUUGACCAGGAUCCGCUCAACCUCAUCUGGCUCGCGGGCCAGUUCAAAGACAUGAUUGUCUUUCCAUAUCUAAUAAUCAUUGCCAUCAUCUUCGCCUUCCUCUGUAUUCUACUGCUGGCCACCUUUCCCGGUUGGCAUAGGGAACAGGACUCUGAAGGAUCCGAGCGCAACGUCAAGCCUUUCCCCUCACGGGCCGUCUCACAGGUCGCCCUCACCAUCAUCUUCAUCUCCUCCGUCUUCGUCCUCGUGUCUGUCCUGUGGCAACACACGGCGUCGGUUGCGGCGUCCAUCAUUGCCCAAGAUUUCGGCAACGGUUCUGUCAGGAGCGGCGUGGGCACCAGCGCCAUGGUUAUGGGUUGGUUCUCCUUCGCAGUGCUCAUCGUUGUCACGGUCGGCAUGCUCAUUAUGAUAUUGAGCAUGACUGUGUUCAAAUACAUGAUGUCUGCCUAG
Metarhizium album ARSEF 1941 is the source of this 837-nucleotide messenger RNA. RefSeq names its product Membrane fusion mating protein FIG1. NCBI's taxonomy places the organism in Eukaryota, Fungi, Ascomycota, Sordariomycetes, Hypocreales, Clavicipitaceae. Gene Ontology annotation, biological process: conjugation with cellular fusion. The transcript has 2 exons. Gene Ontology annotation, cellular component: mating projection tip; membrane. Bases 1 to 837 code for a protein of 278 amino acids. The record is from RefSeq and is a predicted model, not a curated record.